Anolis sagrei ordinatus is the source of this 3773-nucleotide messenger RNA. RefSeq names its product USP6 N-terminal like (gene USP6NL). NCBI's taxonomy places the organism in Eukaryota, Metazoa, Chordata, Lepidosauria, Squamata, Anolidae. The record is from RefSeq and is a predicted model, not a curated record.
ACAAUCAGCAUCAUUGUUUCGUCAAAUCUGCAAUCCGUAAAUCAUAGUGACAUUGGGCCCAGUGUUUAAAGCGUGCUAAGGACUGAAGAUGAGAAUUCAAGCAGGCUGGGUUAUCUGAAGUUCUGGUUUUCAACAAAGGAAUGAAAUAUAUUAUUUCCCCAUUUGUCUUGGAUUUUUUUUUUUUAGUUUUGUGAACAGCAUGGGGACAGGCAUUUUUGCUUACUAUGGGGUCAUCUAAAAAUACAGGAUUUUGCUAAGAUCUAAAAAUACAAGAGCCUACUCAAUGAGGACCAAAACUGUCAACAGCAUCCGUGGCGAAACAAGGAAAGAGAAAUUAAGGAAAGGUUCAGAUGCUGAGCAGGAUGCUGCUGUCAAACUUGCCCAAGAAAGAGCAGAAAUCGUUGCCAAGUAUGACAGAGGACGGGAAGGCGUGCAGAUUGAGCCUUGGGAAGAUGCAGACUACCUCCUUUACAAAGUCACAGAUCGAUUUGGUUUCUUGCACCAAGAGGAAUUGCCUGUCCAUGAUGCAGCAUCAGAGAAGCAAAAGCAGCUUGAAAUUGAAAGAACUUCAAAAUGGCUGAAGAUGUUGAAGAGCUGGGAGAAAUAUAAGAACACUGAAAAGUUCCAUAGGAGAAUUUAUAAAGGGAUUCCAUUACAGUUGAGAGGUGAAAUCUGGUCUUUGUUGCUCGAUGUCCCCAAGAUGAAAGAAGAAAUGAAAGACUACUAUAAUACCUUAAAAACCCAAGCAAGAGGGAGCUCUCCAGACAUCAGACAGAUUGAUCUUGAUGUGAAUCGGACGUAUCGGGAUCAUAUCAUGUUCAGAGACAGAUACGGAGUUAAGCAGCAAUCUCUAUUCCAUGUUUUAGCUGCAUAUUCUGUGUAUAAUACGGAGGUUGGCUAUUGUCAGGGAAUGAGCCACAUCACUGCUUUGCUCCUUAUGUAUAUGAAUGAAGAAGAUGCCUUCUGGGCCCUGGUGAAACUGCUGUCAGGACCCAAGCAUGCUAUGCAUGGUUUUUUUAUUCCUGGUUUUCCCAAGCUGUUGAGGUUUCAAGAGCAUCAUGAAAAAAUAAUGAAGAAAUUUUUGUCUAAACUUAAACAGCAUUUUGACUCCCAGGAGAUCCACACUAGCUUUUACACAAUGAAGUGGUUUUUCCAGUGCUUUCUUGACCGUACUCCCUUUAGGUUAACCCUCAGGAUCUGGGAUAUCUACAUACUUGAAGGAGAACGGGUUCUCACUGCGAUGUCUUACACCAUUCUGAAAAUGCACAGAAAACACCUGAUGAAAUUGCAAAUGGAAGAACUUGUAGAAUUUCUUCAGGAGACUCUUGCCAAAGAUUUCUUCUUUGAAGAUGACUUCGUAAUAGAUCAGCUCCAUAGCUCCAUGGCAGAGCUGAAACGAGCAAAGCUGGACAUCCCGGUAGCAGGUAAAGAGGAUGAACUUCCAAAGAAGUUUGAGAAAAUCGAGCCUGAAACUCAGACUGCCAUGUUGAAUCUUACUCAUCUGGUCAAUGGGCAGAGUAGCACGAACAAUGCUCGAGCCAGCCAGAGAACAGGACACAAAGUGCCUGCAGAAAGAGUAGAAGAAAACUCACCAAGAACACCUGUGGAGAGAGAGCAAGGAAGCUCACCAAACCACCGUAGAAGAAGAAAUUCUCUGGAGAAGAGGCCUUCCUUGAGGCAGCAAAAGCCUGCAACACCAAAUGUACGGAGUGGAUUGCCAAAGCAGGACCCUGAGAGCAACAAGAAAAAGCCUGAGGUUCAAGCGGAGUCUGACUCCCAGCAGAAUCAUAGUGCAGCUGCUAACCAAAAUUCCAAUGCUAUUUUAAAUACAGGAAAGGAAUUUGUUCCCAGGUGGAUCAAACCUUCAGAUAUGAAAAUUAUUGAAAAAACUACGAAAAUCACCAUGGAGCUCAAGGGUCGAUCUGUGAAUCCUGCUCGUUCAGGAACACCCCCUAGUCCUAAUGGUGAGGCACAGUCCUUCAAUGUAAAGCAAAAGAUGAGGGUCUUGGAUGUCGAUGAAGGUAAGCGAGGGUCAAAUGCAUCACAGUAUGACAAUGUUCCUGGGGCAGACCUAGAGAGUGAGAACUUGGUGGAUGAGGCACUUGAAAGAGCAAUCCUGCAAAGUCCAAGAAACCCAGCUUACUCUAGCAGUUCAGCAAAGCCGGCAGAAAAAACUUCUAGUCCACCAAAAAUUUCCAACAGUUAUGCCUUCAACUCACAACCAAGAGUCCCCAGAUAUUCCUCCCAGUCUGAUGGGACAGACUUUGGACAUAGUAUCAAACCACCUCCACCGUCUUACAGCAAUCCACCUGUUUACCAUGGAAGCUCUCCAAAGCACGUUACAAGCAUAGUUCAUUCCAGUUUCACAGCCACACAGUACAAUCUUGGAAAUCGAAACAACUCUCCCAACCGAUCGUACAUCUCUGAUUUUCCAGCAGAGAUGUUGCCUAAUAAAUCACAUAGAAAUUAUUUUGUCGGCCACCAAAACGUUGUUGUGAAACCCUCUAGUCGGAUAGAGGUUCUCCCCAGUGACACUUCUCCAAACAGCCCUAAAUCAUCUGCAGACAUCAGAUUUGUACUUCCUCCAGCAGAUUAUUUACCAGAUAAUAGAAAGUGGCAAGAUCCUGCUUAUAUGUAUAGACAGGAUGCUUAUGGGCACCCGUGGAACCAAAAUGGCAGCCAAAACCAUUUGGGCCACCUAAAUAAAUACCCACUGUUUCAGUCAAUGCCUGUUAAAGACCAUAACACCCCCACCAUUUCUGUGGAUAGACCUAUGAAAUACAGGACUCCCCCAACCCCAGAAGAAUUUAGCUCACCACUCUACCAAUAUCCAAGGUCCUCAGGCCCCACACACCACUACAGGCACCAAACAGAUGGAUUGUCCAUGCAUGAAUCAGUCCUGCUGUGAGGAGCAACGUGUACUCACCUGAAAGACCAGGAGAAGAAUAUGCAACGUUCACAAGUUUUGAGGUGGUUGUGGCUAGCCCUUGAGUAUUAGUACUCCUUGAUGUGGGACAAUUCAGAUAACACUAUGUUGUAGCUGUGCUUAAAUGUUGACAAAAGCUCAAACCAAGCAUUGAAACCUACAAAAAGAUUUGAUUCUCAUAAACGUAGCAAUAGCGUUAUAUGGUCCUUGUAACUACUGUGGCAGUUGUUUGUUACAUUUAAGUAGCUUACCAGGAAAAUGACCUGGUCUAAUGCUGAAGGUCUCAUGCCUUUGUAAGCUGCUUGUUGACACUACAAUCCAUUGUGUGUUCCCUUGAGGCAAGAGAAUUAUAGGGUGCAAAAUGGAUGCAUAUAUAUUCUUGUAGGGUGUUCACAAAGUUCUACAGUUAAUUUUAAUUUUAUUUUAACAUAAUUUAUAAACCAUCAAUUCAUUUAAGAUGGGUUUUUUCCUGACAUUUUUUUAUAUCCACAGCCUCAGUUACCUAGGAACAAGAAUUUCCAGUUAUCUGAUGCAAUCUUCAUACAAGGAUACUAUUAGGAUGGGGCUGGUUUCGCACCCAAAGCGAAAACGCGGUCAUGCAGCCAGUAAAUGGUGCUUUUGAAAAUCAGGACUGUCUGUGCAUUGUAGCAUGGAUCUAGGGCGUCAGUAACAUUUGAGCCCUCAUCCACAUUCACGUAUUCAAAGGCAGUUCUGAAGUGUGAUAGUCUUUGUUCUAAAGUCUCAUAUGUGCAUUGAUGGGAUGAGGUUAGAGGUGUAGUUAAAGACAGCAUGGGCAUUUUUUACCACUUAACAAUGUUAAUGUAGCUUUCCAUUAGCAAUUUUUGAA